AUAUACUCGAAAACCAUACACCCAAGGAAUGCGUUGAACUUACACUUGAGUUUUAUUUUAAUUGUUGCUGCAACACACAACACGGAUUAUAUUAACUUCAAACAAACACCGAAGACAAUCAGAGAAGACAAUGCAUUUGAUCAGGCCACACGCUACAAAAAUGGUUUCGGAAUCCGAGUUCGAAAAUUUCGAAGGCGAAGAGGAGGAGGAGCACUCCACCCGACCCUUGGCUAUAAAAUUGUCCAGGACCACAGUGCAGUUGAUCGACUACAAGAUGUUCAUUGCGGCUCGUCGCAUCCAAGCCUUCUGGCGGGGCCACCGCGUCCGCAAGCUGCUCCACCAGCGCUGGCAGGCGGCAAUUGUCAUCCAGCGCUGGUGGCGCGGCUUUUGGGCGCGGCACAGCCUGCGGGAGCAGCUGGAGCAGCGGCUGCAGGAGACGAUCCUCGAGCACUUUCACAUCGCUGCCACCCGCAUCCAGGCUCUCUAUCGCGGCUGGCGGGACAGGAGAUUCAUUCACGAUGUGCAGAACCUGCGCCGAAUGCAGAACUCCGCCGCCGAGGAACUUCUCAACUGCGUGAUCCUUCAGCUGUACUACAUGAGGCAGGAAGGAUCCCUUCCGGGGAUCUUCUCGUUGCGAAACUCCCCCUGCCUUUCCAAAAUCGAGAAACUAAAGGCCACUAUGUUGUUCCGAUUCUACAAUGGUCGGGUGCUAUCGAUGGUGGAGACUGGGUUGGCCCAAAGAGAAGGCUAUAACAGGCAGUUUGAGUCCAGCACUUCACAUACCCAGUUCCCCUAUGCAGGACCCAACUUCAACGACUGUUUUGAGCCACCAGAUGAUCGCUUGCAAGUCAAGAAUUUACCCGACGAUCCUCGUUAUGCCCAGAUAAUUGCACAAUACGAGGAGUCUCAGCUGGAUAAAAACUUGAGAAACACCCAUUUACGUUCGAAUUCGCGAAAACGCCAAGAACUGAUGCAAAAUAUAAUCGCUAGAGAAAGGCUUGCAACACGUAAAUUCUGCAGUUAUAUCAUAGAUCACAUGCGUAGAUGGACAAUAUGGGGUGGCGGAAAUGAAAAUACUAAACGAAGCAGUAAGACGACCCGUGAAGAAAUGCGAGGAUUUUUGAACAGGGUUCAUCAGAUGCUGAGUGAUGGCGUUGUGUUUUCCGUAGAUGAUAUUGCUGAGCUGGGAAGCACAUAUCCCAACAGAUAAAUUAAGAGUUUCACAUAUUUUUGUACACAGAACAUCGAAUACUCGAAUGUUAUUUUUUUUAA
Messenger RNA from Drosophila ficusphila, 1272 nucleotides. RefSeq lists its product as uncharacterized. Gene Ontology annotation, molecular function: protein binding. Gene Ontology annotation, biological process: spindle organization; mitotic cell cycle; establishment of meiotic spindle localization. The record is from RefSeq and is a predicted model, not a curated record. The transcript is spliced from 5 exons. Gene Ontology annotation, cellular component: spindle pole. The coding region runs from base 131 to 1210 and encodes 359 amino acids. NCBI's taxonomy places the organism in Eukaryota, Metazoa, Arthropoda, Insecta, Diptera, Drosophilidae.